Molecule: messenger RNA, 702 nt
Organism: Aspergillus tanneri
Lineage: Eukaryota; Fungi; Ascomycota; Eurotiomycetes; Eurotiales; Aspergillaceae
Gene: RPL19
Product: 60S ribosomal protein eL19
Exons: 5
Coding region: 1-702 (233 amino acids)
Biological process (GO): translation
Cellular component (GO): ribosome; cytosolic large ribosomal subunit
Molecular function (GO): structural constituent of ribosome; RNA binding
Source: RefSeq, a predicted model, not a curated record
AUGAUUGCCCAGUCCGUCUCCCCGCUAAUCCGCCGCCCGAGUCUCAAACUCCUCAGCCGUGGGAAUUCUCCCCGUCGACGAGUGCAACGAACAUCAUCCGCCAACGACCGUCGAUACGCCGACUUCAAGAUGGUCAACCUUCGCACCCAGAAGCGCCUCGCCGCCUCCGUGGUGGGCUGCGGCAAGCGCAAGAUUUGGCUCGAUCCCAGUGAGGUGAACGAGAUUUCCAACGCCAACUCCCGUCAGACCAUCCGCAAGCUUGUCAGCGAUGGCCUCAUCAUCCGCAAGCCCGUCACCAUGCACUCCCGCGCCCGUGCUCGUGAGCUCAACUUGGCCCGCAGAAUCGGCAGACACCGUGGCCUGGGUAAGCGCAAGGGUACUAAAGACGCUCGUAUGCCUAGCCAGAUCCUCUGGAUGCGCCGUAUGCGUGUUCUCCGUCGCCUCCUUGUCCGUUACCGUGCCUCCGGCAAGAUCGACAAGCACCUGUACCACGAGCUCUACCACCUGAGCAAGGGUAACACCUUCAAGCACAAGCGCGCUCUCAUCGAGCACAUCCAAAAGGCCAAGGCUGAGCGGCACCGUGAGCGUGUCCUCAAGGAGGAGAUGGACGCCAAGCGUGCUCGCAACAAGGCUCUCCGUGAGAGACGGGCGGAACGCCAGGAGGCCAAGCGUAACGCUCUGGUCGGCGAAGCCCAGGAGUAA